Molecule: messenger RNA, 549 nt
Organism: Erythranthe guttata (spotted monkey flower)
Lineage: Eukaryota; Viridiplantae; Streptophyta; Magnoliopsida; Lamiales; Phrymaceae
Product: metalloendoproteinase 1
Biological process (GO): collagen catabolic process; extracellular matrix organization; proteolysis
Cellular component (GO): extracellular matrix
Molecular function (GO): zinc ion binding; metalloendopeptidase activity
Source: RefSeq, a predicted model, not a curated record
AUGCCCGAUUUUUACAAUCACAGUUGUAAAAAUGUAAAAUUUCUUACUACGGAUUCUCUUUACGCGUUUUUGCCUGGUCAACCCAGAUGGAAAAAGAGAAUACUCAAGUACGCGUUCAGCGCCAGCACCCCAAAAGAAGCUAUACUGGCCAUAGAGCUCGCAUUUAAGGAAUGGGCUUCAGUGACAAAUUUUAAAUUCGAACCUACGAGAAAAUUUGAUGGAGCGCAUGUCCGGAUACUUUUCUUGCAUGGGGAACACGGCGACGAUCUUCCGUUUGGUGGGCCCGAGCCGAUAGGGGGUGUGGCCCACUCUUACCCGCCACCGAUCGGAGAGGUCCAUUUCGACGCGGGGCUAAAAUGGUCCAACAAAGGGGAAAGAAAUGCGUUCGAUAUAAAAACGGUUGGGCUGCAUGAGUUGGGCCAUAUACUUGGGCUUGGUCAUAGUAGUGAUGCAAAUGCAGUUAUGUAUCCAUUAGUACAUCUUGGUGAAACUAAGAAAUUGGAUGCGGAUGAUAUUAAAGGUAUCAAGGCAUUGUACAAAUUGAAAUAA